CGGAAACGCCACAAGGCAUCCGCGGAUUGUUACGUUUAUCCGAAUGGUGCAUUGUAACAGAAAAAAGCAACAAUAAAACAUAUUGUGGCUCAUCUUAGAAGAACUUGGGGAAGCACUGACAGAGGUGACUAUGUAUCUGUGUACUCUGUUAAUCUAUCUGGCUAUUUUACCACUGGCUUUAUGUGAAAUGGCGAGGCGUGAUGUUUUGCAGAAAUUGCUUGAUAACAAUACUUAUGACAACAGAAUUGCACCUAAUUAUGAAGAAGAUAGAGCAACCAAUGUGACACUGAAAUUGUCUAUCAUCAGUAUCGAUUCCAUCAAUGAAAUUUCAAUGGAUUUCUCUCUCAAUUUAUUUCUUUACCAAACAUGGGUGGAUCCGCGCCUUAAUUUCACAAAGUACAGUAAUUUUUCAAGUCUGGAACUUGACCAGAAAAUGAUUGAGAAUGUUUGGGUUCCUGAUACGUACUUUCCAAACGAAAAACAAGCCACAUUCCAUACAGUUACAGUGAACAACAAAUUGCUGCAUAUUUACCAGAAUGGAACUGUGUUCUACAGCAUAAGAUUGUCAAUGACGCUGACUUGUACCAUGAAACUUCACAACUUCCCACUUGAUGACCAAGAAUGCACUAUUUUUUUGGAAAGCUAUGCAUAUAGCAUUGAGAACGUGGUAUUCCACUGGGACACUAAGGAUCCUGUAAUAUUGAUGAAUGCCGAGGAGAAUGACCAACAAGAAACGCCACAGUUUUACUUUUAUAACCCAAUAGCGACGGGCUCGUGUGAGAAAACCACGUCAUUUGGUCCGAACAAUGAAUUUGCAUGUCUCCAGGCUAAACUUUUCUUCAGAAGAAACAUUGGCUACUACUUAGCACAAAUAUUCGUGCCGAGUGUUCUAAUUGUAAUUCUCUCCUGGAUCUCGUUCUGGAUUCACGUGGAUGCAAUUCCCGCGAGAAUAUCAUUAGGAGUUCUGUGUGUGCUCACCAUGACAACCCAGAGUUCUGGUAUCAGGAAUUCCCUUCCACGUGUGUCCUACAUAAAGGCAAUAGAUGUGUGGAUGUCGACAGGACUAGUUUUUGUUUUUGCUGCCUUAUUAGAAUAUGCUUACAUAAACGUUCAAACACGAAGACAUGUCAAAUCUACAUCUAUGAAGGGCACGAUUCGCCAAUCCAAGGGUCCCAUUCUCCCAUCAAAUGGGAAUGCCGACCGACGAGCAGAAGUCGAUUUCUUACAAAGAGCACGGCAAGUGGACAAGAUUUCUCGUAUUGCAUUUCCAACAAGCUUUCUUGUAUUCAAUAUAGUGUUUUGGACGUAUUACCUGAUACAUCGAUACGUUGUUAACAAGUGACUUUUGUUACAAACACGAGAAACGUUUUCAUUGUUUACCUCACAGAGCUUUCAAAACAAAAAUAAUUUUACAUAAUAUGUUACAGUCUAAAGUACAGAUGGUGUUUCGGAUUUUGUAUUUAAUUUUAUUUGGGAUACUCAAAGAGCUUUUCAUUUCUUACUUUAUAUGUAUGUAUUCUUACUAAUCAAUCAGACAAAAAAAUCUUCUGCAUGAGAUGAUUUAGUCAGAGAAAGUUAUUAUAGGUUUUGAAAAAGAAAUUCAUAAACAUUUAAUAGAAAUGAAUACCAUGAAAAAAACAUUCCAUGUUUCCUACUAUAUUUUUUUUGUAAUAGAGAUAUUACAAAAAUGAAUGAUUGUAAUUCUUUUAUAAUUUUUUUUUUGUUACUUUUACUUUAAAACACAUCAUGAUUUAAGAAACAUUAUUAGAUUUGAAUUUUAUAUAUUAGUAAAAACACAUACACUGUACCUACAUGUAUUAGAUUGACCAUCAAUGAUAAACCUUAUCAUUUGAAAGAAGUUGUUCAUUAUAACAGUCUUACUCUUCUUGAAGUCUGUAUUGGUGGUCAUAGUUUUUAUGAACUCCUUAAUUUUUUUAUGUGCACACGUUUUUUACAAAAAAAAUACUGCACAUUGAUGCGAUGACAGUUUUGUGCCGUAAUAGUAAAUGAAUAAUGUAAUGAUAUUUACACGUAUUGAGCAACAAUUUGUUAAAGAGUUUUGGUAAAAAAAUGUUCUCUCGCAAAGCUAGUCAGCAUAGGCCUUAUGUAUAUGCAUGUUUUACAUAGAACUUGAGUAGAUAUUUUUUCAUCGACUCUGCUUAGACGUUUUCUUAUAGAUUCUCACAUCGCUCUUACCCAUUAAUAAGCGUUUCCCUGCGUUCACCAUUAGAUAAUUCAUCAAAAGAUCAUCAGAUAUUGCAACUUGGCCAUAUUUACCAAAUCUUUCCAAAUGUGAUUUUUACUACAUUGAAAAACCUCCAUCGUGAUUUUUUCACAGUGAUUGAUAAAGGCAAUAAUGUUUUUCUAUGCAUUUAAUUAUUAAUACUUUAUCUUGCACGCACUGUUAUAACCUUUUUACAUGCACGAAUCAAUCAGAUUAUAUGUUUCUUACACAGAAGUCGAACUUCAUUGGUUGCAUAUUAUUAUUCAUGAGCUACUAUUUUCUAAUCAAGAUUGUUGGACUUGAGUUUAUGUGGAUUGGUCUUUUUUUUUAAUGAUGUAUGAUUGUUGAAUAAUCAAUUAUUGAAACUUAAGUAGAUAAAAUAUUUCAAAUUGAAUAUAAUUUUUUUUCCUCUUCAUGGAGUAAAAUAAUGAAUCUUUUUCAA
Saccostrea echinata is the source of this 2666-nucleotide messenger RNA. RefSeq names its product glycine receptor subunit alpha-2-like. The coding region runs from base 131 to 1342 and encodes 403 amino acids. Gene Ontology annotation, biological process: chemical synaptic transmission; signal transduction; nervous system process. Gene Ontology annotation, cellular component: membrane; synapse; neuron projection. Lineage: Eukaryota; Metazoa; Mollusca; Bivalvia; Ostreida; Ostreidae. Gene Ontology annotation, molecular function: neurotransmitter receptor activity; transmembrane signaling receptor activity; chloride channel activity. The record is from RefSeq and is a predicted model, not a curated record. The transcript has 8 exons.